UUUCAUUGGGAAGGCCUCGCGGAGUUCCCCACUGUUUUGAGCGGGAUUGGAGUCCGGCAGGGAACGGGUUAAGGAGCGGAGGGUCCACUGUUCCUCCUCUCCGCAUCGCCAUGAUGAACAAAUGAACUCACGGGGAAUGAAAUUUAAAUUCCGCAAAGGAGAAAAGGUGCUGUGCUUCGAACCCGACCCGUCCAAGGCCAAAGUGCUGUACGACGCGAAGGUGGUCGACAUUGUAGUUGGAAAAGAUGAGAAGGGCAGCAGGCGGGUCCCGAAGUAUCUGAUUCACUUCAAUGGUUGGAACAGGAGCUGGGAUCGCUGGGCUGCAGAGGAUCAUGUUCUCAGAGAUUCGGAGGAAAAUCGGAAAUUACAACGUAAACUGGCACGCAAGGCUUUGGCUCGCAUGAGGAGGAAGGGAUGGAGGAAGCGACGUUGUCGUUUGCCUGGUGUUAACUCUGUGCUGAAAGGCUUACCUGAAGAGGAAAAGGAGGAGAGCGACGAUGCUUCUUUGAUCUCAUCAUCUGAUGACAGCGGCGAGGACGAUUCCGAUCCAGAGUCUUUAAAAAGUGAGAGCGAGUCAUCUGAGGAUUUGGACGAAAUGAGGGAAGAGCAAGAGACACAUGCCAAGAGGGAGAAUGAGGAUAAGACCAUCGCUAUAAACAUAGACAUCCCUGAAGUCCUUAAGAAGAAGCUGGAGGAGGACUGCUAUUACGUCAACAAGAGAAAGAAGCUUGUGAAGCUCCCGAGCCCGAUGAACAUAGUAAACAUUCUGGAGUCCUACGUGAAACACUUCACUAUAAAUGCUGCCUUUUCUGCCAACGAGCGCUACCGGCACCCUCAGAGCUCAACACAGGCCAACCUGAACCCGCACUAUAUACCACCAGAGAAGAAUGAGGAGCUUUGUAAGGAGAUGGUGGAUGGCUUGAGGAUCACCUUUGACUUCACGUUACCUUUAAUCCUCCUGUAUCCCAACGAGCAGGCUCAGUUCAAGAAAGUCAGCUCGUCCAAAUUCUUUCAGCCGAUCAAUGAUGGUGCAGGAUGCUCGACCAGAAUUCUUCGGGAGCGCUCUCCAAGCCCCGGCCUGAAUCCCUCCACCCCUCAAUCCACAGACAGCCAGCCUCCUCUCAGCGAGACGUCCACCACCCCGGUUACCGCGGCGACCACACCAAAGCGCCGACGCUGCACCUAUCCCGACUCGGACAUGCAGUCUCUCAGACGCUCCACACGCAACACCUCUGGAGGAGACCGGACCACUGAAGGAGGAGGAGGAGGAGGAGGGGGCAGCAGCAGCAGUGCUUCACCCCAGCCCAAACGCAGGCUCUCUGAGGCACCAACACCACUGCCCAAAUUCUUCCUCAACCUGGAGAAAAGAACUCCGGUCCACAGUGGCUCCUCGUCUCCGCUGCCCCUCACACCGAGUAAGGAUGGUAGUGGAGUCUUCUCAGGGCUGGAAACUCGCCGCAACAACGAGCUGAAUGAAGUCCUGAGCUGGAGACUAACGCCUGACAACUACCCCCUGAGUGAUCAGCCUCCUCCGCCGUCAUACCUGUACGGCUCUCAGCACCUGCUGCGGCUAUUCGUGAAGCUUCCAGAGAUCCUUGGGAAGAUGCACAUGCCUGAGAAGAACCUGCGGGCCCUGGUGAAGCACUUGGAGCUUUUUCUCAGGUUUUUGGCUGAGUUUCAUGAGGACUUCUUCCCCGAGACUGCAUACGUGUCGGCCACCGAAGCCCAUUACUGCAUGAAGCAGCCGCGGCCAGUCUGCUGAAGGACCACCUCUCCUAUGGAGCGCCCCCUUCUGUCCUGCAUCUUCAUUUUGUCUGUCAUCUGCUCUGCUAACAACUGCCGAAUGCGCAGUCAUCCUUUUUUUUUUUUUUUUUUGAUUUUUCGGCAGCUCCUCGAGGCGUCUGGAGUGUCACCAGCUUGCAUUUUGAUUUUUUUUUUCUUGUCGGCAGGAUGACUGCAUUUGCUUGCUUCCUUUCUUUUUUUUAAUUUUGGUUUUCAUUUUUUUGCUUUGAUAUUUGUGGACAUAGUGGCUUAAAAAUGGACACCCUCGCCUUGGUUUUCCCCUGUUUUGGGAGCCAGAGGGAGGUCACUAUCUCUCCGGCAGUUGUUCCAGCAUUUCGCUCUGCCUCCUACUGCUCAGCAACUGUAUCUGUACUUUACCUGCCUACUUCAGCUUAGGCCCUUAAUAAAGAGGACUUCAUUCGGACGUCCGUUAAACAUGAACUUGAAGAAGAAGAAGAUCUGUGUACAAGUCAUGCAAGUCAACCUAUUCCGGCAAGCUGGGACUGUUCUGAUUUAGGUUUUUUUUUUUUUUGUUCCCUGCAAUGUUGAUUAUUGUCGUUUAAGCAAGUGUUGAUGUGUUCGAUGUCCAUUAUACCAUUGUUGUUACGUUUUGAAGGAAUCUGAUGUUCUCUAUUGUGCAAGAAUUACCACAGUAAAAGGACUGAAGUAGGAGCAGGCCCUCCAUCCUUGUAAUUUAUUUGGAUGCAAGAAAUACAAAAUCAGAUCAAUAUGAUUGAUCAGCAUUCUUUUUCAAGUAGGGCUGCAUGAUAUAGGGGGGAAAAAAAUAACAUUGUGAUAAUUUGCUAUUCUGUUAAUUUACUGUAAUUAAAAAAACAAAAACAAUAUUGGACUAAAAUAAACAUGCUGGACAUAUAUAA
Messenger RNA from Astyanax mexicanus (Mexican tetra), 2660 nucleotides. Its product is annotated as MSL complex subunit 3. Gene Ontology annotation, biological process: chromatin organization; regulation of DNA-templated transcription. Gene Ontology annotation, cellular component: NuA4 histone acetyltransferase complex; MSL complex; nucleus. Bases 122 to 1762 code for a protein of 546 amino acids. The record is from RefSeq and is a predicted model, not a curated record. NCBI's taxonomy places the organism in Eukaryota, Metazoa, Chordata, Actinopteri, Characiformes, Acestrorhamphidae. The transcript is spliced from 14 exons.